Molecule: messenger RNA, 795 nt
Organism: Cordyceps militaris CM01
Lineage: Eukaryota; Fungi; Ascomycota; Sordariomycetes; Hypocreales; Cordycipitaceae
Product: Short-chain dehydrogenase/reductase SDR
Exons: 3
Coding region: 1-795 (264 amino acids)
Source: RefSeq, a predicted model, not a curated record
AUGGCUUCUCCCACCAUUGUGCUCAUCACCGGUGCCAGCCGUGGCAUCGGCCGCGGCAUCUUUGAGCUGUACGUCGCAAAGCCCAACCACACCGUCAUUGCCGCCAACCGCAACCCCGACGACGGCCCCUCGCAGGAGCUGCUCAAGCUGCCCACGGCCGCGGGCACGACUGUCCAGCUCGUCAAGGUCGACGCGACCAAUGACACGGACGCGCUCAAGGCUGCUGAGACGCUCAAGUCGAGAGGCAUCAACCACGUGGACAUUGUCAUUGCCAAUGCCGGCAAGGCGACCGCCUGGCCGAAGCUGGAGGAUGCCAAGAUUGCGGAUAUUCAGGACCACAUUGACACCAACGUCUAUGGCUUCGUUCGUCUUUACCAGGCAUUCUUGCCGUUCCUCAAGGCAUCCAAGGACCCCAAGCUCGUUGUGAUUGGCUCCAGCGCGGCAUUCUUGACGGCAAGUAUCCAGUACCCCUCCCAUCGCAUCUCCAUGCUAACAUUACAUAGUGAGAAUGCGAUUCCCUUCCCCAACGCCGUCUACGGCCCUACCAAGAUCCUUCACCAUUGGUACGCCAGGACCAUUGCCAUUGCCGAGACUUGGCUGACAGCGUUCCCCAUCGAUCCCGGCUUUGUCCAAACUGAAAUGGGUAACCGCGGCGCCCGCGCCUUUGAUCUCGAGCAGGCUAGCAUCACCGUCGAUGAGAGCGUGCAGGGUGUUGUCAAGGUCAUUGAUGCUGCCACCAAGGAGACGCACUCGGGCAAGCUUUGGCUGUGGACCGGCCAGCAGGAGCCUUGGUAG